CAACAUGUUGCCGGGCAGCAUCCAGAUGUCGGGGGAGACGCUGUCGGGCGCUGAGGUUAAAGGGGUGUGUGAGGGGCUGAUGGGGGGCACCGUGCGCCUGCUGUCCCUAAGGGGGUGCCACCUGUCUGAUAGGGACUUUGCCCGUCUGUGCCAGGGGGUCUCCCAGUCCCCUUCCCUGGUGCAACUCAACCUCAACCUUGGGGUGGUAUCCAGCGCCGCCCGGGUCCAACAGCUGGCACACUCCCUCCAUGCCAACCGCUCGCUGCAGUCCCUCUUCCUCCAUGGCAACCCUCUGACAGACACGGGAUUGGCCCUCCUUAACCCCGCACUGGCCGGGCACCCGUCACUCCUGUCGCUGGACCUGGGGGACUGUUUGCUUGGGGACGAGGGCAUCAGUCUGAUCUGCGGCCUUCUGCCCCCUGAUGGGGCCAAACCAGGGCUACGGGAACUGACCCUCUCGGCUAAUCCGGCUAUCAGCUGCCUGGGCUGGGCCCGUCUGGCUAUUGGCCUGUCUCACAGCUCCCAGGUGCGCACUCUCAACCUGGAUUAUAAUCCGCUGGGGGAUCACAUUGCAUCUAUGUUAGCUGUGUGUGUGGCUUCCAGUCGGACUUUGGAGGUUCUGGAUUUGGAAGGGACAGGACUGACCAAUAAAUCUGCUCAGAUUCUCCUUGACAUGGUGCAGAAUUAUCCGACCCCCCUGAAGUCCCUGGUUCUGUCAGAGAACAACAUCAGUUUGGACCUACAGCAGCAAAUUGCCGACCUGCUCUCUGAGGGGGAGGAAGAGGAGGAGUACGAUGGGCGACUCCCAGAGCAGCCAGUCAGGGAGAAGGGUCUCAAACACUCGCAAGGUUCUGCCCCUCACAGGGUGCUGCUGACCUCAGGCCUAGGAGACAGUCUCCUCACAGAGACAGAGAUGUGAGCGCUGGAACUGACGCACCGUGACGCACGUGGCCCCCAUGUAACCACAGAAGCACCCAGUAGCACAAGUCUGUACCAAGCACAGCCGGGGGGCGGGGCAGCAAGGGGAAGCCACUCCCCCCACUCAUUGCUGAAUGACACAUUUAUAAUUAUUCCCAAAAAUGCACCAAUGGCAGCAUUGCUCCCCCAAAUGGCAACUAGAUUGCACUAAUGAUCCACUGGGGGCACUUAGCAACACCCAGGGGGGGCACUGUGGUACCAACUCACUGAUCCGACCCAAUAGGAGAAAUCUCUGAGGAAGACGAAGGUUCUUUCUGCACUUUUACCAAAGUCUCGUAUCCCAUAUACCCCCCCCCCCGUGGGUCUCCGCAACCCCCACUGAGGGCAAAAGGCAAUGUAUUUAUUACCAGAGAGAGAUAUAAAUGAGAGAUUUUAUUUAACCCACUAAGUGCUCCGUGGCUGUUGGGCCAACCAGCAGAUACAUGUAGUCUAUACAGGGAGGGCAGACACUGCCCCACUCGCUUCCAUGUGUGUAGGGGCGGCAAGGGGGGGGCCCUUGGCACAGAGAGAUGAUUGGGAGAUUCAUUGUUAAAGCACAAGCAUGUCAAUAAAGUUUAUUGCAAACAAA
Molecule: messenger RNA, 1546 nt
Organism: Xenopus tropicalis (tropical clawed frog)
Lineage: Eukaryota; Metazoa; Chordata; Amphibia; Anura; Pipidae
Gene: lrrc73
Product: leucine rich repeat containing 73
Source: RefSeq, marked provisional